AUGCAGCCCGCCAGUGGUGCAGCCCGCCAGUGGUGCCGCCCACUAGUGGUACAGCCCGCCAGUGGUGCCGCCCGCCAGUGGUACCUCCCGCCAGUGGUGCCGACUGGCAGUGGUACAGCCCGCCAGUGGUGCAGCCUGCCAGUGGUGCCGCCCACUAGUGGUGCAGCCCGCCAGUGGUGCCGCCCGCCAGUGGUGCCGCCCGCUAGUGGUGCAGCCCGCCAGUGGUACCUCCCGCGAGUGGUGCCGACUGGCAGUGGUGCAGCCCGCCAGUGGUGCAGCCCGCCAGGGGUGCCGCCCACUAGUGGUGCGGCCCGCCAGUGGUGCCGCCCGCCAGUGGUGCCGCCCGCCAGUGAUGCCGAUCACCAGUGGUGCCGCCAACCAGUGGUGCCGCCUGCCAGUGUUGCGGCCUACCAAUGGUGCCGCGAACCAGUGGUGUCGCCCGCAAGUGGUGCCGCCUGCCAGUGA
Messenger RNA from Procambarus clarkii (red swamp crayfish), 465 nucleotides. The record is from RefSeq and is a predicted model, not a curated record. NCBI's taxonomy places the organism in Eukaryota, Metazoa, Arthropoda, Malacostraca, Decapoda, Cambaridae.